AUGUCUCUCAAGGUGAUCCUCGUAGCGUGUGUGGCCGCGGUGGCUCUGGCCGAUAAGGCUCCCGUGUACCACCAACCACCUGUUUACGCCGCACCCACGUACCACGCUCCCGACCCUUACAAGCAGCCAGAAUACCCAACUGCACCACCCAAGUACAACUACAACUACGGCGUCGCCGACGGAUACUCCGGCGUCAACUUCGCCGCCUCGGAGUCCCGCGACGGCUACAAGACCGAGGGUAGCUACACCGUCGACCUCCCCGACAGCCGGAAGCAGAUCGUCAAAUACGUGGACAACGGCGAUGGUCUCGUAGCUGAGGUCACCUACGAGGGCGAGGCUCAGUACCCCGAGUACAAGCCCACCUACAAGCCCGCUCCCUACAAGCCCGCUCCCUACCACGCUGCCCCCAAGUACCCCGUGUACUAA
Molecule: messenger RNA, 426 nt
Organism: Penaeus indicus
Lineage: Eukaryota; Metazoa; Arthropoda; Malacostraca; Decapoda; Penaeidae
Product: adhesive plaque matrix protein-like
Exons: 3
Coding region: 1-426 (141 amino acids)
Cellular component (GO): extracellular matrix
Source: RefSeq, a predicted model, not a curated record